GCUGCCGCCUCAGCAGCGCGGCGUCUCCACCUGCGCAGCCACCGCUCCGCCCGGCGCCGCGCCGCCAUUGGCUCGCUAAAAAUGCCUCGCUAAUCUGCGCCCAUCUGCGCGCCUCCGCCCGCCGCCUCCCCUCCUCCUCGGCUCUGACCUUCCUCCUUCCCGCAGCCCCGGGCGAGGUCCGGAGGGACGCGGCGGUGCAGCCUCUCUUGCCCCCCGGGAAGUCGAUCGGGCUUGAGGCCGGGCCCCCAGACGCCCCGCUUGGCCCCGCGGCGCCGCCGAUGGUGGCGGGCGCCCCUGCCCCCAGCGCGUGAGAAGCCCGCGUGCUGAACGCCACCGCCCGCCUGUCCGCCGCACCACCGCCGCACCAUGUCUGGCUCUUACGACGAGGCCUCGCUAGCUCCGGAGGAGACCACCGACAGCUUCUGGGAGGUGGGGAACUACAAGCGGACGGUGAAGCGCAUCGAUGACGGGCACCGGCUGUGCAACGACCUGAUGAGCUGCGUGCAGGAGCGCGCCAAGAUCGAGAAGGCCUACGCGCAGCAGCUCACCGACUGGGCCAAGCGCUGGCGCCAGCUCCUCGAGAAAGGCCCACAGUAUGGCAGCUUGGAGCGGGCCUGGGGCGCCAUAAUGACGGAGGCCGACAAGGUGAGCGAGCUGCACCAGGAGGUGAAGAACAGCCUGCUGAACGAGGACCUGGAGAAGGUCAAGAACUGGCAGAAGGACGCCUACCACAAGCAGAUCAUGGGCGGCUUCAAGGAGACCAAGGAGGCUGAGGACGGCUUCCGCAAGGCCCAGAAGCCCUGGGCCAAGAAGAUGAAGGAGCUAGAGACAGCCAAAAAGGCGUACCAUCUGGCUUGCAAAGAGGAGAAGCUGGCCAUGACCCGGGAGAUGAACAGCAAGACAGAGCAGUCGGUCACACCCGAGCAGCAGAAGAAGCUGCAGGACAAAGUGGACAAGUGCAAGCAGGACGUGCAGAAGACGCAGGAGAAGUAUGAGAAGGUGCUGGACGACGUGGGCAAGACCACGCCCCAGUACAUGGAGGGCAUGGAGCAGGUGUUUGAGCAGUGCCAGCAGUUUGAGGAAAAGCGGCUGGUCUUCCUCAAGGAGGUGCUGCUGGACAUCAAACGUCAUCUCAACCUGGCUGAGAGCAGCAGCUACAUUCAAGUGUACCGGGAUCUGGAGCAGGCCAUCCGGGGGGCUGAUGCCCAGGACGACCUCAGAUGGUUCCGCAGCACCAGUGGCCCUGGCAUGCCCAUGAACUGGCCCCAGUUUGAGGAGUGGAACCCAGACCUCCCUCACACCGCUGCCAAGAAGGAGAAACAGCCCAAGAAGGCAGAGGGGGCAGUGCUGACCAAUGCUGCUGGCGUGGUGGAGUCCACGUCUCAGGCUGGGGACCGUGGCAGUGUUAGCAGCUACGACAGGGGCCAGACUUACGCCGCCGAGUGGUCGGACGAUGAGAGCGGGAACCCGUUUGGGGGCAGUGAGGCCAACGGAGGCUCCAACCCCUUCGACGAGGACGCCAAGGGAGUGCGCGUGCGGGCGCUCUACGACUACGACGGCCAAGAGCAGGACGAGCUCAGCUUCAAGGCCGGAGACGAGCUCACCAAGCUGGGCGAGGAGGACGAGCAGGGUUGGUGCCGCGGGCGGCUGGACAGCGGGCAGCUGGGACUCUACCCCGCCAACUACGUGGAGGCCGUCUAGCGGCCCCGCCCCCCCCAGCCCAAGCUCCUCACCCGCCGCCCCCGUCCCUGCCGCCUCCCGCCCCCCAACCCCCUGCCAUAGAGUUCCAGACAUAUUUUCCGAUCAAGCUUUUAUUUUUUUAAAAGUCAAAACAGAACAAAACAAAAAAUAUAAAGAGACGGAGCAUUUGCAGGGCUGCCUGGAGGCCAGGGUGGUGGGACUUGGGGUGAUGGCCCCAGGGCAGGUGAGGGUUUAGGACUUAGCCCGACAGCGACAUCAUCACAUCUGCUCUUCAGAUCCCACCAAAGAGUCUCCUGCACCCGGAGGGGUGUCUCCUGGACCCUUCCAUCCUCGGUGCCCCCAGCCUUUCCUCCCCCCACGCUCAUCCCCACCCCCGGCUGCCAGCGCCUGCCCCCAGUCUCCGGGCCUGGUUUUCUUGCCCUCUGCCUCAUGCCCCACCCUGCUCCCCUCCCACCACCUACUCUUAGAGGCCUCCUCUGAAGUCCCCCGAGAAGGGGGCCACCCCUUUAGUCUUCCACUCUGCCUGGGGGAAUGCCCUUCUCCUAGCCUCGUCCCUGAGGACUGGCGGGGCUGGAGGAGGGAUGGUCACCCCCCUCUUCUCCGACAGAGGUUUCCGGGGUCCCUAGACUCCUCAAGACAGGCAGAGGUGUUAGCUGGAGCUGCGGACACUCACUGGUGUAGGAGGAGGGGUGAAUAGGGAUGGGGUCGGGGAGGGGAUAAGACCCCACUGGGGCUCUUUUUUCCAGCUGUUGGCAGGUUGGGCCCAGUCUCUUCCCCAGAGCCAGACACUGCCUCCCAGUCACUAGCAGAGGCCCCAUCCCGCUGUCAGGCAGCAGGGAGGGGGCCCCAAAGCCCAGGGCAAAGCCAGCAACAGUAGCAGCCUCCUCCUGUUUCCUGGGGAGGAGGACAUCUUGCCCGCCCUCCCUCUCUCUCCCAUCUCUCCAAGUCCACCGAAAACUGUAGAUCCACCAGGCUAAACCGGCCUCGCCUCCCUCCUCCACGCCCCUGCUCUGGUCUGCCCAAGGAGACUCCAUGGAGGAUCAGGCAGGGGAACGCCUGCGGCCGGCAGGGAGGGCCUGGGUCUGCAGGUGCCCUGGCCUCCGGAGCAGCACCAUCACCGGGUCUUUCUUCUUGUCCCCCUCCCGCCAACUCCAGCCCUGGCCCCUUGCAGCCCCUCCCGCUGGCGGCCCCCAUCUCUGCACACCUGGGUCUCAGGGAAAGGACUCCCGUGGGCGGGAGGGGGCCAAGGGCCUCCGGAGAGCAGCAGUGUCUGCUGAGGCGGGUGGACGGAGGCCGUGCUGGCCUAGCAGGUGUUCGCACCAGGGCCCAGCCAGCCUGGCCCAUAGAGUGGGGAGCUGCCUGGGCAGACCAGGACCCCCAGGCCGGGGAAGGAUGGGAAGCGGCGUCUCUGAGGCCCUGAGACUUCCUGCAGCAGCAGGGGAGGCCGCUGCUCAGGGUGCUGAGCCUCGGGUCUGCGGACACCCCCACGCACUCUGCCCUGGCGGUGCUUGGCCGCCCCGGCCUCCAGGUAACGACAGCACGACCCCCAGCCCCUCUGCCACCCUCGGUCUUCUUUUGCUCCCUGCUGCGUUUGCCCAGAGCCCACUCAGGAGGUCCCAGACCCCAGCCUCCAUGCCCUGCGCCUAGUCCUGUGGGCACAGAGGACCCUGGCAGAGGCGCUGGGGCAGGCCUCCCUCGGGGCCAGGGGACUUUGGGGGUGUGAGGACCCCC
Messenger RNA from Bubalus bubalis (water buffalo), 3432 nucleotides. It is a transcript of the gene PACSIN1, whose product is annotated as protein kinase C and casein kinase substrate in neurons 1. The transcript has 10 exons. The record is from RefSeq and is a predicted model, not a curated record. Gene Ontology annotation, molecular function: phospholipid binding; protein binding. Gene Ontology annotation, cellular component: endosome; cytoplasm; plasma membrane. NCBI's taxonomy places the organism in Eukaryota, Metazoa, Chordata, Mammalia, Artiodactyla, Bovidae. Bases 367 to 1701 code for a protein of 444 amino acids. Gene Ontology annotation, biological process: cytoskeleton organization; plasma membrane tubulation; positive regulation of dendrite development.